AUGUUUGGGAACUGUAUGGAGUCCACGGAUAUUAAGUGUCCAGUGUACUACUACGAACAGCUGGCAAUACAACUCCACCGCCAGUGUUUCACGAAUAACCCUGGAUUCCGGUUUUCAGUGUGCGACUGCGCUUUCGAAGAAAUCAUGGCUCACUACUCAAUGGAAGAAAAACUCUCAGAUAGCAUUUAUGAGCGACUAAAGAGUAGCAUGUUCAAAGCCAAGGAUCUCGAAACGUUUGAAACACUUUUGCCUCCGAACAUUGUAUUGAAGUGUCCACCAAAGAAAAACCCGAUGACAUUGAGGCCGCACGCAGGGCUGCAUGAGAAACAACAAAACCCGAGUUUCACCGGGAACGUCAUGUAUACCACGAACCCUCGACUGAUGACAGAAAUUUCACUGAUGGUCAAUCAUAAUCGAAAGAAGGGUUUUCUUCGGGCAGUCUACAUCGCGCAGUCGGAGACUCUCAUUUGCUCUUGUGAAGAUGGUGUUGUGUAUGUCUUUGCUUACGACUACCAGGGAACCAGAAGUUUUUUAAUGAAAACUUUGGAUACAGGUCGUCCUAUAUCUGACAGAACUGCAUCAACUACUGCGAAUCCACAACCGUUUUUCCAAACAGCCACAGAUAACACUGCCCAUUCAGAAAAACUUAGCUACAUCUUCAAACAACUCAAAGCAUACGAAAAGGGGAAAAGUAGAAUUCCGCCGGAACAGACUUCAGUUGAACAGGCUGUAGAGAAGGGCAAAGUAGAUGAAGUUACGCCCGAUUUGUUUGAACCCUUCAAUAUCGACAAUUCGCUGUCGGCUGGAUGGGACAAACGGAUAUGUGUUUGGGAUGUAGAAACUGGAAUACUUUUGGACAAAUUUCGGGACCCACAGUGUCCAGACCCGCAUGCAGCUGAAAUGGCGACUGAAGGUGAAAUUCUGGACAUGGCUUACAGCCCAGAACUGUCCAGGAGACUAGAUGAUACUUUUUUCAGUAGUUUGGGCUCGUUCAACCAGACAGAAACUUCUACUACUUACAAAACACUCAGUCAAUACAUUUUGUUUGUUUACGUCGUUAUCAGCCAACAGUUUGCCUGCGCCUGUUCAGAUUGGACAGUUUACAUCCGGCGGGCUACUAUCGUGGGCGAGAGAAUGACAUUACUCCACCAAAUUAUAGGACACUGCGGCGCGGUUUCCAGUGUAAUUUAUUGCCCAAGCGAACCCACUCUUCCCACCUCGGAUAGUGAAAGCGACGGAAACGGCAGACAACCGAUCGGUCAAUGGAUUACUGGCUCAGAUGAUGGAACGAUAAGGAUUUGGCCCACCUUCUCCUCGCCUGACUCAUACGACUCACACUCAUUCCCUUAUAUGCAGCUAUCGAACGACCUGGAUCACUGCCGCAUGAAACUCCAUACAGGUGGACCGGUAGCCUGCAUGGCUAUUAAUCCCAGGGAACAGAUCUUAGUUGCCGGAAUCCACAAAGACAUCAAGUCGUACGAUCUGAACUCAGGCUAUCAUUACCACACCUAUACUGGACAUUCGGAUGUUAUUCGGUGGUUGCUUGUUUUGCCAGAAAAGGAAGAGUACAUUACCGCGGGUGCAGAUGGACAGUUGCGUGUGUGGCGAGCAUGGAAAAACAUCAAACCGGUUGGUGAACUUAAUACUGAGGAACGAUCACCAAACACAAGCGGCUUCAAAACGUUACCUAUUACUAAUCCUGCAGCUGCAAUUGGAGCAGCCGCCCGAAUGUUCGCCAAAUCGGGUAUAAUGCCCCACACGGAAUAA
Messenger RNA from Opisthorchis viverrini, 1767 nucleotides. RefSeq lists its product as hypothetical. Gene Ontology annotation, molecular function: protein binding. The record is from RefSeq and is a predicted model, not a curated record. The transcript has 10 exons. The coding region runs from base 1 to 1767 and encodes 588 amino acids. NCBI's taxonomy places the organism in Eukaryota, Metazoa, Platyhelminthes, Trematoda, Opisthorchiida, Opisthorchiidae.